Saccostrea cuccullata (small rock oyster) is the source of this 1833-nucleotide messenger RNA. Its product is annotated as integrin-linked protein kinase-like. Gene Ontology annotation, biological process: protein phosphorylation; signal transduction. The record is from RefSeq and is a predicted model, not a curated record. Gene Ontology annotation, molecular function: ATP binding; protein kinase activity; protein binding. The coding region runs from base 248 to 1672 and encodes 474 amino acids. Gene Ontology annotation, cellular component: cytoplasm. The transcript is spliced from 13 exons. NCBI's taxonomy places the organism in Eukaryota, Metazoa, Mollusca, Bivalvia, Ostreida, Ostreidae.
UUUCCUGUCUCUGGUGUCCUGACAGAAACAGAAUCUUGUUCAAGUUUUCUCAAUUUUGGGUCCGUUUUUGGGGACGUUUCUACAAUAUUUCAGCUUCAAGGAACGCAUGUAGCAUUCUUCUUAUUUUAUGUUGAAUGAUCAAUUACUGAGGCUGCUUUGAUGAAGUUUGACCUACUUUUUGUUGAUAUGUGAAAGAAAACGUAUUUUAGGAAAACAUUUUUCAUUUGGAUUGUUUAGAAAUAUCAUCAUGGAUGACAUUUUUUCUCAAGUCAGGGAAGGCAACGCUUUCCAAGUGAGAAUAUGGCUGGAUAAUACGGAAAAUGAUCUCAAUCAGGGUGAUGACCACAGAUUUAGCUUAUUACACUGGGCAAGCCGUGAAGGACGUACUAAUAUUGUGGACAUGCUUAUCCAGCGAGGGGCUCGAAUCAAUGCUACCAACAUGGGAGACGACACAGCACUGCACCUGGCAGCUAGUCAUGGCCACAGAGAGAUAGUUGUUAUGCUCAUCCAUAACAAGGCUAACAUCAAUGCUAUAAAUGAACAUGGGAACACUCCACUGCAUUAUGCCUGCUUCUGGGGCCAUGAUUAUGUUGCUGAGGACUUAGUGAACAAUGGAGCCCUAGUUGGGAUGGCCAAUAAAUUUGACGAGACCCCUCUGGAUAAAGCCAAAAAGAGGCUGGCAAAUAUUCUCAAAGAUAGAGCUGUUCAACUUGGACAAGAUUUGCAGAAAAUCCCAUUCAAAGACAGGAGUUGGUUAGGAUACAAGACAAGGAGCAGAGACGCACUUUUAUCAAGACACACAGGAAUAGAUAUUGAACAACUAAGUCUGACUACGCACAUGGCCAACACUCACUCAGGGGAGGUUUGGAGAGGACAGUGGCAGAAAAAUGAUAUUGUGGCCAAAAUUCUGUCCCUUAGAGAAUGUACUGUAAGAAACUCCAGAGAUUUUCAGGAGGAAUUUCCCAGACUCAGAAUUUUCAACCAUCCUAACAUAUUACCAGUAUUGGCGUGCUGUAACCAGCCCCCGAACCUUGUGGUCAUAAGUCAAUUCAUGCCUUAUGGAUCUCUUUUCAAUGUUUUACAUGGAGAAACUGGUAUAGUAGUAGAUCAGAACCAGGCCCUGAGAUUUGCCAUUGAUAUAGCCCGUGGGAUGGAGUUCCUACACACCAUAGAACCCUCUAUCCCAAACCUGAUACUCACCAGCAAACACGUCAUGAUUGAUGAGGACUUGGCUAAGAUAAAUAUUGAUGACCCUAAGUAUUAUACGCCAGAUGCCACCAUUAAUGGAGGGAUUGAUGAGGAUCUAACAGCCAGGGUCAACAUGGGGGACUACAGAUUCUCCUUCCAUGAGCGAGGCAAACUCUACUCCCCUGCUUGGAUGUCCCCAGAAGCUUUACAGAGGCGACCAGAGGACAUCAAUGUAAAGGCUGCAGACAUGUGGAGCUUUGCUGUAUUGCUGUGGGAACUGGAGACUAGAGUGGUACCACACGCUGAGCUGUCACCCAUGGAAGCUGGAAUGAGAAUUGCUAUGGAGGGAUUAAGGUUGACACUACCACCUGGAAUGUCUUCUCACAUGUCACGACUUGUUAAGAUCUGCAGCAAUGAAGAGCCCGGAAAACGACCCAAGUUUGAUAUGAUUAUUCCCAUUCUGGAGAAAUUAAAGCAGAAGUAGGGGAGACAGUUCAAACAAGGAACAGUGGAAAGCUGUAAAAAACAUUGAACCAAAUAUUCAACCCAUCUUGGUUCUAACUACACAGAGUGCCAAGUUUAAUUACAUAUUCAUGAAUAGUAUAUUAAGUGUGUAUACUUAAGAAAACAUUAACUUUUAAAUUA